Messenger RNA from Salvia hispanica, 1044 nucleotides. RefSeq lists its product as uncharacterized. NCBI's taxonomy places the organism in Eukaryota, Viridiplantae, Streptophyta, Magnoliopsida, Lamiales, Lamiaceae. The record is from RefSeq and is a predicted model, not a curated record. Gene Ontology annotation, biological process: response to stress; response to abscisic acid.
UUAAUUUCCAAGCAUAAUCAUAUAAAUUCUCUCCGCAAAUCAGCAAAUAAUUAACGAAGGAUAGAGAAGAGAUGGAAGCACAAUUACAUCGACCUUCUCAUGGCCAUGAAGAUGGCGGUCACGAGAAAAAGUCAGUGUUGAAGAAGGUUAAGGACAAGGCAAAGAAAAUGAAGGACACAAUCAAGAAACAUGGACACCAUCACCACAACGAAGAAGAAGAAAAUCACCAAGUUCAUGGCGGAGGCGCACCCAUACACGAAUCUACUGUGGUAAAGAGCAUAAAUCUCCCCAAGGAAAGCAGUAGCAAUCCAAAUAAUACUCCUCUCCCUACACCCACCGAAGAGAGGAGUGAUGAUGAGCUAGUUUCCGAACAACAAAAUCCCCAAUUAAACGAGAAAGCUGAUGAAAAAGAUUCUUCAACAGACACGCUGGCCGCUAAAAUAUCAUCAGCGACGACUGCGGUUGCCAUCUCAGCCAAGAAUAUUGUUGCGUCGACGCUCGAUGGCAGCAAGGAAUACUUGAAACCAGGUGAUGAGGAUAAGGCUCUAUCUUCUGCAAUAACCAAUGCGCUUCAGAAGAAGGAGGAGCCCAAAGAGCCCAAGAGGGGAAAGGUGACGGUGUCGAAAGAGGUGGCAGAGCGGCUGGGGACGACGCAGGAGAAUACGAGGGAAAGAGAGGAUGCAUUGGCUUCAGGGGAGGAGAGUUCCGGCCAGGGAGUGGCGGAGAGGCUGCAAAACGCAGUCAGCUCAUGGCUCGGGAAGAGCAAUGGGAUUGAGACUGCUCAGGAUUCUCUUGGCCAAGCUUUUGUGAGCGACGCCGCCGGGACCAUCUCCAAGGAGCGAUGAAAAUGGCCUCUCAAUCUGUCAUCACUAAGAAAUUAUGUUCAAGGUUUACACGCUCUUAUUUACUUUCAAUCCAUCCAACUUAGAUAAUUUUGACUUGAUAAUUCUCACUUGUAGUACUAGAUUUUGAUAUGGUGAGAAUAUGUAUGUGAUAAUGGACAUAUAAUAUAUGAGCUGGAAUAAAAGACUUUUGUGAAUUGGA